GUUGAUAGUGGUUACAAUGGAUGAUAGUGAAUAAUUAUGGACAUGCUUUCAAAAAGGCGUAUUCUGAACAAGUGGAGUUUGCAACAUCAAAAGUUCGAAGCAAGGCAAUCGAUCAACAGGGCUCAGUCACUCAGUACUAUGCUUAGUACUUUUUUAAAUAUCUAUCGGGAAGUCUGGCUGGGAGAAUGGAAGAAAUUCAGACGCUCAAAUGACUUCUUUUACAAAAACGUGGAGAGGAAAGGAAACACACAAAAAGAUGAUGCGAAUAGCAGUGUGUCAUAUGAAUCUCAAUUUUUUGAACAAGAAAAUGAAUUUGGGGAUUUGAAUGAACAAAGUGAAGAUAUUGCUGAAAAUUAUGACAAGCACCAAGAGUUAACCACCAAAACACAGGACUCUGAAGAUAUCUUUACCAAGCAAUCUAUCUCUAUUAUUACAGAGGAACCCAAACAACCAUGUCAACAUAGUCAAAGUCAUUUGUCACCCACUGGCCACUAUACUGGGCUAUUGUUACAGUUUGACUUUGCAUCAAAUGUAUCACAUCAGCAAUCCUUUGUUGUUCAUGAUUAUAAUGCAAACAAAAGAACAAUUAUGCAUAAUUCAUUUGUAUUUGUACAUCGAUAUCCCCACCUAUUGCUUGAUGGCUAUGGUUGGAUAUUGUGCUGCUCAUGUGAUGCAAAUAGAAAGCAAUUUGUUGAAGCCCUACCUAAUAAUAUACAAUUAGAUCCUCAAAAAGAAUCCACAUCCAUGAUGCAGUCUGUUUUCAGUGAUCAUUCCUACCAUGAGAUGCAACCUGAAGAAGCAAUGAGAAUGAUGCAAGCGAUUUUACUGAUCUUCCUGAAAAAAUGGUCAUAA
Molecule: messenger RNA, 852 nt
Organism: Xenia sp. Carnegie-2017
Lineage: Eukaryota; Metazoa; Cnidaria; Anthozoa; Malacalcyonacea; Xeniidae
Exons: 10
Coding region: 37-852 (271 amino acids)
Source: RefSeq, a predicted model, not a curated record